AUCUAAUUUCAGACGGGACGCCGAGUCAACCGUGUGCACUGUGGUCUGUGCAGUUUAAGACAGGUUUUAUUUGAGAUGGCGGAGGAAAUAUUGAGGGAGUUAGAAGCCGCGGCGCAAAUCGUUCUGGCACCUCCGAAUCUAAUUUCAUCAGAUCAACGUCAAUCUGCGGAAACAGUAUUUUUAAAUUUUCGCAAAACAAAGUCACCUUAUCAGCUGUGUCAGCAAAUUUUAGAAUUAAGCACUGUAGAUUAUAUAUUAUUUGAAACAGCUGGCUUGAUAAAAACAGCUCUGAUACAAGAGUGGCCCACUCUGUCAGAAUCUGACAUCUCUUCGUUGAGACAAUAUCUGUUACACUAUGUUAUAAGCAAACCUACGUUAGCGCCGUAUGUUAGGACAAGAAUACUCCAAGUUUUUGCAAUAAUAGUUAAAAGAGGUAGCGUGGAUGACUUUGGACAAGAGAGAAGUCGAAUAAUAAAUGAAAUAGAAAAUUUGAUUAAGAGUGGAAACUUACCAAAUCAAAUUUUAGGAUGCAAUAUUUUAACUGCGAUAUUGCAAGAGUAUGCAACGACUGCUAAAUCAUCCGACAUAGGUCUAACAUGGGAAGUUCAUCUUAAAGAGAAAAAACAGUUUGAACAAAGUGAUAUGAAAAAAAUUUUCAAGUUUUGUGUCGAAGUAUUUAAUGAAUUAAUCAAGAAGGAUUUUGAUGAAUCGACAUUACCUCUUGUAAAGUCUUUACUUUCUAUCGUGGAAAGUAUGCUUGCUUGGGGAUUUAUUUAUAAUGCAAAUUUACCUAAAAGAUUAUUGUACAUGUUGGAAAUUCAUGAAUCUGGAAAUAAUCCACCCUUGAGCAUGCAUAUAUCAUGGCAAGAUGUAAUAUUAGAUCCAGCAAUAUUAGAUUUAUUUUUUACACUGUAUUGGAAAGUACGCAGCAAUCCGCAAUUAGCUCACCAUGCUAUGAAUUGUUUGAUACAACUGGCGAGUUUACAUGGUAGAAUCCUAAACGGGGAACAAUUAGAAGUGCAGUACCUGACAAAUUACAUGCAGAGAUUUUUGAAGCUUAUAUUAAGUAUUGAAAUUAGCGAUCAGGAGGCAAACGGAAUUACCAACAUUAUAAAAAAGAUUAAUCAUUUUUUUCCAAGUUCAUUAAAAAGUCUUCCAGAAGACUUAUACAAGUCAUUUAUGGAACAAAUAACAAGAUUAACAUGCUUAUUUAUAGAAUGUGCUGCACAAGAAGAAUCGAUACGUGCUGAUGAUUGUUUAUAUAUGGAAGCUGUGGAACACAUGUUUGAAGUAUGGUCGUGCAUGUUAUGUUCAUCAUAUUUUCCAGCAGAUUUUUGUAAACAGAGCUCUAUUCAGAUAUUUAAUAUAUAUCUUCGAUGUCACUUAUCACCUCCAGAGGGUGUUAGAAACAUUGGUGGAAAAAAUCUUAGCGAGGAAGUAGUAGAUGUGGAGGAUGUUGACAAAGUUAAAUUUAAGGCGCAGUUACAAAUAAUUGGAGAUUUUGGUAGACAAGUACCAGAUCAUUCUUUACCUUUAUUAGCGCAAUUACUCGAAGAUCGAAUACAUAAAUUGCGCGACAAUCUAAAUCUAUUGGUCGAACAAAAUGAAUCGUCAUCUCGACCUGCCUCUAUGGAUGAGUUGUACGAAGAUUUGCAUUGGCUCAUUUUAAUAACGGGGCACGUUUUUUGUAUGGAAUGUGAGGGUGAAAUCGCAUUAACCCUAAUACCUUUAGAAAUAACGCGAUGCAGUAUGAAACAGUCUCAAGAAGGAAAUGUUGAUGUAAAUCGUACACUGGAGUUUUUAGUGUCCUCGCAAAAUGUUCAAUCGGAUAUAAGUAGUCCCUCAGCCUCGAUCGAUCAAGUUAUUCGAUUAAUCACGGGCAUUUUUCGUUUAUGCACUAUUGAGAAAACUGCCAUAUCGAUACACUUGGAAAAUAUACUCAGUCCUGAAUUGAGCAGCACGAUAAUAUGGUUUUUACAUAGAUGGUCAGAGAUUUAUCUUAUACCAAAUGAGGACCAUUACAAUGAAUUAAGCACCACGCUUUUGCAUGCUUUUGGUGAUGACAGCCCUGGUGCAUUGUGGUCAAUGAAUUUUCUUCUGGACAAAAUAAUUUGUAACAUCAACGCUUUCAAAAGCGAACCGGCGCUAAUAGAUGAAACUAUAAAAUUAUUAAUAUCUCUUGUUAAAUCGCGAGCGAGAACUUCCUACCUGUCGAAAUCUGAGAACUUCAAUUAUAUUAUUGAAUUGGCUACAAAAGAACAGUACGAUUUCCCGCAGAUUAUCAAAAGAGGAUUAAUGCGUGUAGUGGUUCAUGCUGGUAUCACGUUACAAAAUAGUGAUCAGUACUACUGGUCGCGGAUUUUACAAGCCUUGCAGAACAGAUUUACACAAUUAAUUUCUAGUGACAAUUUUAUGUCGUCUUACCACGAAGAACAUAUUAAAAUUCAAAUUAUAGAUAUACUAGAAUCUUGUAUAGGUGUAGUGCUAGGUGCUGAAAGUUCGAGAGUAGGACCUGUGUAUCAAUAUACUUUUCCCAUAUUAGCCGAACUUCCAAAAAUAUUAUCCUUGUAUCAUAAUUAUCAAGAUAUAGUACAGCUGAUAUUAGAGCUUUUUAAUGAAUAUAUAAAAAUUGUAUUCUUAUCAGACGCUGAUAGUAUGCGUGUAUAUGAAAUUUGUAUGCAAAUGAUGCAAACGUAUGCUCGCUGUAACAGUCAUCGGUUUACUGUAGACUCGACUGCAGAAGAGGAUAGUUUUCAGGAUAUUGUGUUACUUAUGCGAUUAUUAACUAAUUUAUUAAUGAAAGACAUGUUUAAUUUAAAUAACUUCGUAAACCCAUCAACUCAACUUGCGUCUGCAGCACCGGCCGUCGAACCCGUACCACCUACUGAUGUUUUCUUGUAUGGCUUAAAUAUAAUCAUGCCUAUGAUGACAAUAAAUUUGUUAAAAUUUCCGUCAUUAUGUUUGCAGUAUUUCGAAAUGAUAAAAUUUGUAUGUGAGCUAUGUCCUGAGAAAGUUUGUAGUCUCUCUGUUAAAUUGCUGCAACAACUUUUAGCGUCAGUGGAAUUAGGUUUAUACUCAUUCGGCAAUGAAGUAGCUGGUCUUUGCUGUGAUACAAUCCAAGUCUUAACUAAGCAUAUUAAGAAAGAAGUUACGCAAGGACAGCCACGCAAAGACAUAAUGGCACCUUUUUUGAACUUAUUAAUAAGUCUUAUUCUGUCACAUCAAAUGGAUUCAGAUCUGAUCACACAAGCCAGUUUACCUCUUUACAAUCUCAUAUGUUGCUAUCAAGAACAAUAUCAGCAACUUAUACAAAAUAUUGUAUCUACUCAAACGGAUCUACAAGUGGCGCAAAGAUUAGCGAAUGCUUUCAGUGCAUUGACUGCGAAUGUGGAUGUAAAUAUAGAUUUAAAUGACCGUCCUCAAAGACUGAGGUUUAAAGAAAAUUUCGAGAAAUUUGUCGUGAACGUACAAGGAUUCUUAAUGGUUAAAUAAAAUAUAAAUUAAUAUGUAAAUAAACAAAAAAUAAAAGGUUUAUUUAAACAAUAUACGCGUGGACUUAGAUCUUGUUGGAAAGAUUUAGAUAGAUUUUUAUUAUGUUGUAUAGUUAGUUUUACGUUUAGAUUUUUUUAAAGUAAAUGAGAUGUAUCUGUAAAAGAAUUAAAUUAGUUCAGUUCAUCCUCACUUUAAUCGGUGUAAAUAAACGCGAUUAAUCGUAAAAUAUAUAAUGAGAGCUUUUAACACGUGGAUAUUAUUUUGAAAAGAACUUAUUAAGCAUAUAAGCUUUUUAUUGACCGAUUUAUUACACGUUACCACUUACAGUGAGCCUAGCGAAAUAUUCGAGUAACCAUAAUAUAAUAUUUAUAAUAAAUACUAGUUACAGCGUCGAUGCACGUUUCCGAUAGCAAACGGUCAAACGAAAACGCUUCGUAACGGAUGUCCAGUUACCUUACAAACAAAUACAUAAACUUAUAUAACUUGGUACAGGUCGCAUCGCCGUUAGCCUUUCCAUCAUUGUGUCACUCGCCUCGCGAUGAUCGACAAUGUUUGACAAAGGAAUGCUUAUUAAAGUAUAACAUUAAAUUUAUUUAUAUAUUUAUAUAAUUUAUACUUUGUAUUAUGUAUAUAUAUAAGCGAACGUGUCCUCUCGCGCUCUCUCACAUACUUUCUCCCUUUCAUGCGUUUCCACUCUUUCCCUGUCUUUCAGCAUCUCAUACACGCUCUCAUUCUCACCGUGUCCGUUCUUUGUUCUUCUAUAUUUCAUCUACUAAUAAUAACAAUGAUUAUUAAUCUCUCCAACGACUUAAAUGUGAUGUAAAUUCCUCUCAUAAUAUACGCGUUUCUUUUUUCUCCCUUUUCUUCCUUCCCUUUCUUAUAUAUCUUCCUCGUCGUAUAUACCAUAUCUUGUCUUGCGGUAUAGUCGAUAGAGAGCCUAAAGUUCAACUUAUACAUUUAUGCAUUUAUUUUUCGAUAUAUCAUAUGGUGUGUCGUUAACAAAAUAAAACUAUAAGAUACUACAACAGUCAGCAAGCGAAAAUGGAUAAUCGGUGACGGGGCAUUUAUAUUCGUGUGAAGCCGCGAUCGAAGAAAGACAAAAGAAAAGAUAUAAUCGGCCUCAAGAUCGAACGCACAAAGCGUCUUUGCGACUAGAAUCAAGCGAGUUCAGAAUCGUUUUCCGUUCAAUUCCGAUAUCGACAUCCACAUCGGAGAACACUCCCCCAGAGAAUCUUGUCCCUCGAGAAACGUCAAGGUACACGAAAUCGAUAGACCACUUCGAUGGAAGGGCAACAUUAAAAAAAAAAUGUUCGCACUUGCAAAAGGAGCUUGAAUAAGGUUAAAAGAUAAUAAUUAAGACAAUAAUUAAGGAAUACAAUAUGAUGCCAGUACACACUUGACCGAUAAGAAGAAUAUUACGUGGAACUUAUACCGAAUUGUAGACGCGCUCCCAAGCACUCACAGAAUGUAAAGAAGCAAUACAGAUUCUAAUAUAUAUAAUUAUAAAAAUGUGUGUACAUGCAUACAUUCGACUGUACAAUGGGUGUUCACUCAGUAAGCAAAAUGUUAGCGGCAUGCUAACAGCUUGCCAGCAGAUUCUGCGGCAGAUUGAUAUCAGUUGUAUUAAGCUCGUGAUCUGCCCAGUAGAGCUUUUGUUAUCUGAUAGCAGAUUUUUAGCAGAGAAGGUAAAAUUUCAUAGCGAUUAAAAUGGAAUAUUAAUUAAAUGAUUAUGAAAGAUUCUACUCUAUUUUUGCGGUUAAUCUGUUAUCAGAUUCCAUUAUUGAGUGUGGCAUGGCAAACAGCGCACUGGUCUAUCCGGAGAUCCCGAGUUCGAUCCUGGUAGGAAUCAAAAUAUUUACGCUCCUCUCGGAAUGUAUCUCCUUUCGGAGCUCCAUCAACCUCCAGAGAAUAUUCUUGCUCACAGAAAUACCUUUGGAAAAAUCCGCCGUUCGAAAAAAAAAAUAUUAAAAUUCCUAUAUGCUUAGAGCAAUUGAAUAAUCAGCGUGCGCACCACAAGCAUAUGAGAGAGGAGUAACACAAGUCAGAGGCCUAACAUAAGAAGAAGAUUCCAUUAUUGCUGACAUUCUGUUAACAAAAUUGAUAACGGAUACUUUGCAAAGUCUGU
Molecule: messenger RNA, 5617 nt
Organism: Acromyrmex echinatior (Panamanian leafcutter ant)
Lineage: Eukaryota; Metazoa; Arthropoda; Insecta; Hymenoptera; Formicidae
Product: exportin-4
Biological process (GO): protein export from nucleus
Cellular component (GO): nuclear pore; cytoplasm
Molecular function (GO): nuclear export signal receptor activity
Source: RefSeq, a predicted model, not a curated record